Loxodonta africana (African savanna elephant) is the source of this 7101-nucleotide messenger RNA. It is a transcript of the gene MARK4, whose product is annotated as microtubule affinity regulating kinase 4. Gene Ontology annotation, molecular function: ATP binding; tau-protein kinase activity; protein serine/threonine kinase activity. The transcript is spliced from 17 exons. Gene Ontology annotation, cellular component: cytoplasm. Gene Ontology annotation, biological process: protein phosphorylation; intracellular signal transduction; microtubule cytoskeleton organization. The coding region runs from base 182 to 2464 and encodes 760 amino acids. The record is from RefSeq and is a predicted model, not a curated record. Lineage: Eukaryota; Metazoa; Chordata; Mammalia; Proboscidea; Elephantidae.
CCUCAGCGUCCCCUCCCCUCCCCCGCCUUGCCCCCUCUUCCGCGGCGCGGACCCAAGUGUCCCCGGCGCCCAGCUUUUGAGCUCGCGCCCCCAGGCCGGCGGGGGGGGAGGGGAAGAGAGGGGACCUCGGGACCCCCGCCCCCCCCACCCGGCCGCCCCCGCCCGCUGGGAUCCGGAGAAGAUGUCUUCGCGGACGGCGCUGGCUCCGGGCAACGAUCGGAACUCGGACACGCAUGGCACCUUGGGCAGUGGCCGCUCCUCAGACAAAGGGCCAUCCUGGUCCAGCCGCUCCCUGGGUGCCCGGUGCCGGAACUCCAUCGCCUCUUGUCCCGAGGAGCAGCCCCAUGUAGGCAACUACCGCCUGCUGAGGACCAUUGGGAAGGGCAACUUUGCCAAAGUCAAGCUGGCUCGGCACAUCCUCACCGGCCGGGAGGUCGCCAUCAAGAUCAUCGAUAAAACCCAGCUAAACCCCAGCAGCCUACAGAAGCUGUUCCGAGAAGUCCGCAUUAUGAAGGGCCUAAACCACCCCAACAUCGUGAAGCUCUUCGAGGUGAUUGAGACCGAGAAGACGCUGUACCUGGUGAUGGAAUAUGCAAGUGCCGGAGAAGUGUUUGACUACCUCGUGUCGCACGGCCGCAUGAAGGAGAAGGAAGCUCGAGCCAAGUUCCGACAGAUUGUAUCGGCUGUGCACUAUUGUCACCAGAAAAACAUUGUACACAGGGACCUAAAGGCCGAGAACCUCUUGCUGGAUGCCGAGGCCAACAUCAAGAUCGCUGACUUUGGCUUCAGCAACGAGUUCACGCUGGGCUCCAAGCUGGACACAUUCUGCGGGAGCCCCCCGUACGCCGCCCCGGAGCUGUUCCAGGGGAAGAAGUACGACGGGCCAGAGGUGGACAUCUGGAGCCUCGGUGUCAUCCUGUACACCCUCGUCAGCGGCUCCCUGCCCUUUGAUGGGCACAACCUCAAGGAGCUGCGGGAGCGUGUCCUCAGAGGGAAGUACCGGGUCCCAUUCUACAUGUCCACUGACUGUGAGAGCAUCCUGCGGAGAUUUUUGGUGCUGAACCCAGCGAAACGCUGUACUCUCGAGCAAAUCAUGAAAGACAAAUGGAUCAACAUCGGAUAUGAGGGUGAGGAGUUGAAGCCAUACACAGAGCCCGAGGAGGACUUCGGGGACACGAAGCGAAUAGAGGUGAUGGUGGGCAUGGGCUACACGCGGGAAGAAAUCAAAGAGGCCUUGAGCAGCCAGAAGUACAAUGAAGUGACCGCCACCUACCUCCUGCUGGGCAGGAAGACCGAGGAGGGUGGGGACCGGGGCGCCCCGGGACUGGCCCUGGCACGGGUGCGGGUGCCCAGCGACACCACCAAUGGAGCAAGCUCCAGCAAAGGUGCCACCCACAGCAAAGGGCAGCGGACUUCCUCCUCCACGUACCACCGCCAGCGUCGGCACAGUGACUUCUGUGGCCCGUCCCCCACACCCCUGCACCCCAAGCGCAGCCCGACCAGCACAGGGGAGACAGAGCUGAAGGAGGAGCGCCUGCCGGGCCGGAAGGCGAGCUGCAGCGCCACAGGGAGCGGGAGUCGAGGGCUGCCCCCCUCCAGCCCCAUGGUCAGCAGCGCCCACAACCCCAACAAGGCCGAGAUCCCAGAGCGGCGGAAGGACAGCAUGAGCACCCCUAACAAUCUCCCUCCCAGCAUGAUGACCCGCAGAAACACCUAUGUUUGCACAGAACGCCCGGGAGCUGAGCGCCCAUCGUUGUUGCCAAAUGGCAAAGAAAACAGCUCGGGCACCCCACGGGUGACCCCCGCCUCCCCUUCCAGUCACAGCCUGGCUCCCCCAUCGGGGGAGCGGAGCCGCCUGGCCCGCGGCUCCACCAUCCGCAGCACCUUCCACGGUGGCCAAGUCCGGGACCGGCGGGCAGGGGGCGGAAGUGUGCAGAACGGGCCCCCUGCCUCACCCACGCUGGCCCACGAGGCCGCACCCCUGCCCACCGGGCGGCCCCGCCCCACCACCAACCUCUUCACCAAGCUGACCUCCAAACUGACCCGAAGGGUAACCCUCGAUCCCUCUAAACGGCAGAACUCUAACCGCUGUGUCUCAGGCGCCUCUCUGCCCCAGGGAUCCAAGAUCAGGUCGCAGACGAACCUGAGAGAAUCGGGGGACCUGAGGUCACAAGGUGAGUGCACGUAUCUGCCCCUGCCUGCCAAUCAGCCCUUUCACCUGCCUCACACCCCACCUGCCUCAGCCUUUAGACAAUACCCGAACCCCUUGCUCCUCUUGCCCACUGCCUUGAUUUUCUCUUAUUUCCACCCUAUGUCAGACCACCUUCCGCUGACCAGCUUAACUUCAUCAGCAACUCAUCUACAGAUCAACCUCCUGGUCACUCCUCUCCGUUUUACUUCCCACCUCUUUUCCCCUCAUUCAAUAAUGGCAAACAGUUGCCGGCAGCUCUGGGCCAGGGGGUAGCCAACAUGAUCUGUAUCGGGCCAGAUAGCAAAUCUUCUUAGGCUUUGUGGGCCAGAGCAUUUCUGUCAUGACCACUGAAUUCUGCCAUUGUAGUAAAAGCAGCCAUACCAAACCCACCACUGUCGAGUCAAUUCUGACUCAUAGCAACCCUGAGAGACAGAGUAGAGCUGCCCCAUAGUGUUUACAGUCAGAAUGCUCCUUAGAAGUAAGAAUGGUGAGACUUCGUCUCACAUACUUUGGACAUGUUGUCAGGAGGGAUCAAUCCCUGGAGAAGGACAUCAUGCUUGGUCAAGUGGAGGGUCAGUGAAAAAAAGGAAAACCCUCACACUGACAUAGUGGCUACAACAAUGGGCUUAAACAUAGCAACGAUUGUGAGAAUGGCACAAGACUGGGCAGUGUUUCAUUUUGUUGUACUUAGAUCUGCUUUAAGUUGGAACCAACUUGACGGCACCUAACAACAACAGUCUUUACAGAAGCAAACUCUCACAUCUUUCUCCUGCAGAGAGGCCGGUGGGUUCAAACCACUGACCUUUCGGUUAGCAGAAGAGUGUUUAACCACUGUGCCACCAGGGCCCCUCAAAAGCAAUCAUAAAAAAAACCCUAUUGCCAGCAAGCCAAUUCUCACUUAUGACAACCCUAUAGGACAGAGUAAAAGUGUCCCACAGGGUUUCCAAGGAGCGGCUGGUAGAUUCACACUGCCGACCUUUUGGGUAGCAGCUGAACAUUUAACCAGUGUGCGAUCAGGGCAAUAAGAAAACAAAUGGGCCUGGCAUGUUCCAAUAAAACUUUAUUGACAAAACCAGGCAUCCCUGUAGUUUGCGGAACCCUGCCCUAGGUUGACACUUUACCAGCUUAGAACAAAGUCCCUUCCCUGUAGUUCUAACAAAGUCCCAGGUCUGAUUCUCUUUGGCUGGGACUAGGUCACAUGCUUUUCCUUUAGCCAAUCCCUGUGGUCAGAGGAAUAGAAUACUCUGAUUGGUCAGACCUGGGUUAUAUGCUCAUCCUUGAACCAAUCACAGUGGUCAGGGAGGUGGAAUGCUCUCAUUGGCCAGAAGUGAGUCAUGUGCUCACCCUUAACAACAGAGGGGCCGUCAACCCCACCCCAACCAGAGAGACCAAGUCUGCAGUACUUCUUAAGACUCUUCUCCACACUUUAGCAGGACAUUUCUUUGUUGUGCAGUAGUACAACAAAUGCCAGUAGUGCGCCCAUCCCAAGACCUUGUGAUAAUCAAAAAUGUCCCCAGCACCAAAUUUAGAAACAGAAAUGAUUAUCAGACCCAUGUCCAACUUUCAACAAUGCUAUGAUUCUUAAUGAAAUGAAAAAAAAAAUCAUCGCUACUUAGCUAGUGAGCUGUGUUUUCCUUUUUUUGGAUGCUGGAUAGCCAUCUUUGUUUCCAAGGAUAGCACAUCACUUCUCAGUGGCGGCAGUCCAUUUUAAAUUCGUUUGACAGACGCUUAAUUUACAUACACUUUGAAACAGGCACCUGUGCCUUUUGUAUCCCAGGGUCCCUGCACUCAGGGAGCUUCCAAUCUAAGAUGUAGGCAAAUGUGAAACAACUAUACCAAGAGUCGAAUCCUGGAAAAAAGUGUGUAACUGUCUUGUUAGCAUCCAGCUGGGAAAUUUUUUUCGUUGUAUCUCAGUUGCUUUCAAAAUUAGCCAUUUUAAUAAAUAACAAAGAAAGGAAGCAGAUAAACAUAUAUAAUGGUAAGUUGUUGUUCCUUUUUUUUUUGUCUAAAUUUAUUUUGUUGUUCAGAAUAUGCACAGCAAAGCACACACCAGUUCAGCAGUUCCUGCACAUAUAAUUCGGUGACAUUAAUUACAUUCUCUGAGUUGUACAACCAUUCUCAGCCUCCUUUUUGAGUUGGUCCUCCCUCAUUAACAUAAACUCAGUGCCCCCUAAGGUAGCUAUCAAAUCUUUUGAGUUGCUGUUGUCAAAUUUAUUCCAUAUAAUGGUUCUUAAAAGAGCAUAAUGCUCAAAGCAGACCCUUUUGCUAGUUAAGCUAAACUACUGUUCAGUUUUAAGAUGAGUUUGGGGGAUAUUUUUGGCUUAAGGUUUAAAGAUUAUCUCAGGGCACCGGAAGAACUAGAUGGUGCCUGGCUAUCACCAAUGACAGCCCUGGCAGGGAACACAACAGAGAAUCCCUGAUGGAGCAGGAGAACGGUGGGAUGCAGACCUCAAACUCUUGUAAAAAGAACAGACUUAAUGGCCUGGCUGAGAUUGGAGUGACCCCAGAGGUCCUGGUCCCUAGACCCUGUGUUAGCCCAAAACCGGAACCAUCCCCAAAGCCAACUCUUCAGACAGGGAUUGGACUGGACUAGAAGACAGAAAAUGAUACUGGUGAGGAGUGAGCUUCCUGGCUCAAGGAGACACAUGAGACUAUGUGGGCAGCUCCUGUCUGGAGGUGAGAUGAGAAGGCAGAGGGGGACAGGAGCUGGCCGAAUGGACACGGGGAGUACAGGGUGGAGAGGAGGAGUAUGCUGUCUCAUUAGGAGAGCAACUAGGAGUAUAUAGCAAGGCGUGUAUAAAUUUUUGUAUGAGAGACUGACUUGAUUUGUAAACUUUCCUUUAAAGCACAAUAAAAAAAAGAAAAAAAGACUAUCUCAGGGCAAUAGUUUCAGGGGUUCAUCCACCCUCAAUAGCUCCAGAAAGUCUAGAGUCCCUGAGAAUUUGAAAUUCUGGUGAACUGUAUUUUCUUUUGCUCAAGCACUACGUUAAGCUCCUCUCUUCCUCCUCUUUACCUUGGUCAAGGGCAUUAACCCAUUAAAGCCUCAGUUCCCAAAUUAUGGGCCAAGGCAUCACAGAUGCCGUGGGAUUUCAGAUUCUCAAGGAGGAUAUGCUGAUACAUGACACCUGUCGGACACAGCAUAGCUCAGUUUCAGCAAAGCUGGAUGUACUGCAUCGCUUUUGAUGACAUCAUGGCUCUGAGGACCUGGCUUUAUUGGUGGUUGCUAUGCUAAAGGCAAGUGCUGUGUGAAAGUCAGUAUGGAGCGGGAAAUGAGGGUGCUGGUGUCCAGUCUGAUUCCAAGGUUUGAGAAGUGCAGUGCCCAGCAAGCAGACACAUGCCAUUAGUAAGUAAUUUUGAUUAUAUGAGAAUAAAAUAAAAGCUUUUGGUUUUGUCUAUCCAAAAAAAAAAAAAAAAAUGUCCCAGGGACUCUUAAUGUGGCUCACGGGCCGUGAGUUUUGUGAAUUUUGAUUGUAAUAUUAAAAAAAAAACUCGUUGCUAUCGAGUUAAUUCCAACUCAGCGACUUGUAGGACAGAGUCAGCUGCCCUACAGGGCUUCCAAGUCUGUGAUCUCUACGGAAGCAGACUGCCACAUCUUUCUCCCGUGGUGUGGCUGGUGGGUUUGAACCACCGACGUUUCCACGGUGCCACCAGGGCUCCAGUAUACACAAUACGAGGUAUACAAAGGUCCGUCACCACUUACCUCUUUGAAGGAAAAUCAGAAUGAGGAAGGCCACUUUGACUAGUGGUUAUAAAGUAUGCUGUUAUCCAUAGUAAAAUAGUAGUAGUAAUUUUCUUUUUAAAUUAAAAACAAGUCCCCAGAAAUUCCCACACACCACUUGGGACAGUACAGCUUCUAGUGAGAAGCCCUGAUCUACAGUGAGGUGGUUUCGUCUUCCAGGGGAAGAAUGGUAGCUCUUACCAGAAGAAGGGUGUAUCAGCUAGGAAACAAGUUUAGCUGCUGUAACAAAGAGGCCCCAAAAUACAGUGGUUUAAGUAUGGUAGGGAGGGCAGUGGUGGUUCAGUGGUAGAAUUCUUGCCUUCCAUGCAGGAGACCUGGGUUCGAUUCCAGGCCAAUGUAUCUCGUGUAGCCACCACCUACCUGUCAGUGGAGGCUUACAUGUUGCUAUGAUGCUGAACAGGUUUCAGUGGAGCUUCCAGACUAAGGUGGAGGAGGAAGAAAAACCUGGUGAUCUACUUCUGAAAAUCAGCCAGUGAAAGCUCUGUGGAACACAACGGUCUGAUCCGCAGCCAGUGGUGGACCUGGCGCAGGACCGGGCAGCACUUCAUGCCAUAGGGCAUAGGGUUGCCGUGAGGCAGGGGCCGGCUCAGUGGCAGCCAGCAACGACAGCAAAGUAAGAUAGGGAUCAACCCCUCACACGCCAUGUGCCCAGGCCCGUUCCACAUGGUCACUGGAAUAGCCAGGAUUCUUCCACCCUGUUCUCCAUCCCUUAGAGCCCCAUUGUCAUCUUGAUGGUUGAGUGAGUCUCAGGCUACAACCAGGCACCAGCUCAUGGGAGGUGGGGACAGGGUCCAGGGCGUGCAGUUUCCUUUUGAGGAGAUGCAGACGUUGUACAGAUCGCUUUCACUUGCCUCCCAGAAUUUAGAGACAAGGCCACACCCGAUCACUGGGGUGGCUGGGAAAUGUAGUCUCACUGGGCAGCUGUAUGUCCAGCUGAAACUCUGCCACCGGGGGGAAAAAGGGAGAAUGGACUUUGAGGGGAUACCUAGGAGUCUGACCCAGAGGGGGAAGAACUGUCUCCUCUGCCCUUGGCUCACUUCCAUUAUCAUUCCUGAUUUCCUGUCUCUUCUCAUCCCAGUUGCCAUCUACCUUGGGAUCAAGCGGAAACCGCCCCCCGGCUGCUCCGAUUCCCCUGGAGUGUGAAGCUGACCAGCUCGCGUCCUCCCGAGGC